Molecule: messenger RNA, 2958 nt
Organism: Rubroshorea leprosula
Lineage: Eukaryota; Viridiplantae; Streptophyta; Magnoliopsida; Malvales; Dipterocarpaceae
Source: the annotation of a GenBank genome assembly
AUAGCCAUAGUUCCAUUCAUUCCCUUCCUUUCCACCUGAAUUCCAUACUGAGAAGCUCGAAACUUUUGAAAGCAAAAAAGAAAUAUGAGGAAUGAUCUCUUCGCUUCCAUUGACAUGGGUACCAACUCCUUCAAGCUUCUCAUUGUCCAAGCUAACCCGUCAGGCAGAUUCCUCCCACUGUUAAACCUCAAAGAACCCUCCAUAUUGGGUCGUGGUUCCUCCUCCUCCUCCUCCUCCAUCAUCUCCGAUCAGUCUCGCCUCCUUUCCCUCCACUCCCUCAAGAAAUUCAAUGAAGUAAUCCGUACCCACCAUGUCCCUAUCCAUCAUACCCGCUGCGUUGCAACUGCAUCCGUACGGGCAGCGGAAAACCAGAUCCAGUUCGUGGAAUCCGUGAAGGAAACUGUGGGAUUAGAGGUUGAGGUCUUGUCUGGUGAACAGGAAGCGCGGCUUGCUUAUCUGGGUGUGCUUCAAUUCUUGCCAUUGUUUGAGAAGUUGGUUCUAAACGUGGAUAUUGGAGGUGGGUCGACGGAGUUUGUGAUUGGGAAGAGAGGGGAAAUUGCGUUUUCGUGCUCUUUGAAGUUGGGUCAUGUGACUUUGACACAGAAGUUUGGGGAUCAUGGUGAGAAUGGAACUGAAAAGGUACUGAAGAUGAGAGAGUAUAUUAGGAUGGUGAUUAAGGAAUCUGGGUUGAGCCAGAAAGUUAAGGAAUCAGGUUUUGAGAUAUCAGUUGGAUCCUCAGGUACUAUAAGGGCUAUUGAGAAGGCAAUUUUUUGUGGUUAUGCAGGGGAGUUUGUGGACAAAGAGGUUUUAUUUAGGGAAUGUAAAAAGGAAUGGAGGUUUACUAAGGAAGAUUUAAGGAAAGUUGUUGAUAGGUUGUGUAGUGGAGAAAAGAGAGAGAAGAUAAGAAGAAAUGGGUUCUUUAAGAGAAGAUCAGAGUCUAUUGUUGCUGGUGCUGUGUUAUUGGAGGAGAUAUUUGAGUUGCUUGGGAUUGAAGAAAUGGAUGUUUCUGGAUAUGGAUUGGGAGUAGGUGUGAUUUCUGAGACUUUGGCUAAAGUUUUUGAUGGAUAUAAUUUUAAUGCAAAUGCUAGGUGGUGUUCUGUCAUGCAGCUUGCAACUAGAUUUGAUGAGAAUAAGAGGAUGAGCACAGCCGUGCUGUGUGCUGGCAUUGCACGGGAUAUUUUUGAAGGUCUGAGGACAUGCGAUGAGCCUGUUGACAAUGACUUUAGACUUGCUGUUCCUUUAGAUCACAAAGAUCUUGAAUAUCUUGAAGCUGCAUGUUUACUUCACAAUGUGGGGCUCUUCCUUGGCGAAAAGGGUUACCAUAAGCAAUCAUAUAGCAUUAUCAUGAAUGGUAAUCAUCUUUGUGGAUAUAGUGCCGAGGAGGUUAAGUUCAUGGCAUUGCUAACAAGAUACCACAGGAAGAAAUUCCCCAAGAUUGAUCAUGGUUCUUUUAUGGAGUUUCAAGAAAAGGUAAAGCAGAAAUUCGAAAUUCUUUCUGCAAUCAUCCGCAUAUCUAUUGCAUUGCAGCGGAUUGGUUGCACAAAUCACGAAGACUUGGAAUUUUCACACUCUGCUGAAGGUUUCAAGCUGGUAUUUUCAGUUCUCUCUUUCCUUGAAAAAAAAGGAAAAAAGAACCAUCUGUCUGAGUGUGAUAAACACUCUAGGACUUUUUGCUGCCAAGAAUACUUGAGGAAAUUGAUUUUAAUGUUAAGAAGCAUCAUAGAAGAGGAAAAAGAGGCAGGAAACAUUGGGCUUAGUAUACUACACAUAUAGAGACUAGAGAAAUUCAAUUUCAAUUAAGGAUGUUUUAGCAUUUUUUGCUGGUUCACAUUCACAUGCUUACAUUCUCUGUUUUUUGCCUGGCAAUGGUUGACUUUCCCCAGCCCCACCAAAUGCAGAAGAAAGCUGUUGGACCAUGUUUUUCUAUAUUUCUUAGAUGCUGGUUUUAAUAUCAUUAACGCAACUUCUGAAUCUCGUCAUUAAUUAGCAAAAUGCAUAAUUUUGUAAUUCGUAGUAAGGGAAACAUCCUCCUGUUCAAUCAACUUAAUGGUUUCUUUACAGGUAGUAGGACAAAUAAGUGGUCGAGCUCUUUUGCCUAGCGUUCCACAACUUAAAGCUCAGGAUAUUGGAUCAGAGCUAACAGAAGAGUUGAAGUACUUCAAAAUGGUAUUCAAGAAAAAACUGCUUUUGGUAUUGCCAUCAUUGACUUCAAAUAAGUCUUGAGGAUGAAAUUGUUGGUGGGAGAACUGUCAGUUACUUUUACAUAUUGAUGAAAAACAGUCUACAGUCACCACACACAGAAGAAAUGCUUUUGCAUAAUGGCCUGCAAAUCCAAUGCUCAACCAAGAUAAUCCCAUCUGCAAUGUUGUGGAAACCUCAACCUGCUACUAACUGCCUUAUAUCUAUAAUCCUGCCUGGGAGCCUGGGACACAAAAGGGUUCAGUCCAAAGAACAAAGUCUCACAGUAUCUUCUGUUUUCCUAAGAAAAAGAAGUUGUUGAAAGGUAAAAAGCAUACCCAGCAAGUUCAUGGCAUAACCAUUGCAGUCUGAUGUCAUAUCAACCAUGCUUGUUCCCAGGAUUAUUGCCAAAGCUUAGAUUAAGUUAUGCAGGAUACCCUGAGGCAUGAUAUCUGCUAAAACCAUAACAUCAAGAAUUGUAUCUGGCUUCCAAAAUAUGUUGUUUUGUUUGAUAGACAGGAAUUCUGAAGAACAGUUGACUUCAAGCUAAGAGUUGGAAAAGUCGAUUUUGGUCCAUCCGGUAAAGAUAAAAAAAUGUAAAAAUUCAUUAAUAAAAACACACACACUUUUGGAAAAGAUAUGUGGGCCAUCUCGUACCCCAUCAUUGCUCUUUUGUCAUUUUGUGUGAUUUUUUUUCCCCUCCUUUUAAAGGGCAAAAUCUAACGACUUAUCUGCUUAUUCGUUACUACUUAGUAGCAUUAGAAUAAAGUGCGUUUUAUU